UUGUGUAUGUUCAAUGUUGUGGUGCAUUUGGUCACAGCCAUACCUUGGUUUCUCUCUCUCCCUCUGCCCUUUCUGCCAGAAACGCGAACGCCUUCUACAUAUCUGGGGAAAAAUGGACCUCAUGGCCCAUUCUUCCACCUUCCUCCUUCCCACGAUCUCUGGCGACCACCGUCCUUCUUUUACCUACGUCCUCGUCGUGCUUAACCAACGCCUUCCGCGGUUCACUCCUCUCCUCUGGAAGCACUAACAGCACAAUUACGUCUCUGUGCGGAUGGAGGCGCCAAUCGAGUCUACGAUGAAAUGCCUUUGUUAGUCCCGCACGAAGACGCUCUUGAUGUUCGACACAGGUACAAGCCAGAUUUAAUCAAGGGUGACAUGGAUUCAGUCCGAACAGAAGUACUGGACUUCUAUACCAGCCUGGGAACAAUGGUGGUAGAUGAAUCUCAUGAUCAGGAUACAACAGAUCUACAUAAGUGCAUUUCACAUAUUCGUGACUUCACUCCAGACUUGGACAAGUCUAAUCUUUGCGUUCUUGUGGCGGGAGCACUUGGCGGACGAUUUGACCAUGAGGCUGGCAAUAUUAAUGUUUUAUGUAGGUUCUCAACCAUGCGAAUAAUACUUAUAUCUGAUGAUUGCCUCAUCUACCUCCUUCCAAGAACUCACUAUCAUGAGAUACAUAUCCAAUCUUCACUGGAGGGUCCACAUUGCGGUCUCAUUCCCAUAGGGAUGCCAUCUGGGAAUACCACAACAACUGGACUCCAAUGGGAUCUCAAUGAAAUGGAGAUGAGAUUCGGUGGUCUAAUCAGUACGUCUAACAUAGUCAGAGGAGGGAAAGUAACAGUGCGAUCAAGUUCAGAUCUUCUUUGGACGAUUUCCAUUAAGAAGACAUAAUCCUCGUCUACAAGUUCUGCUGACUUACAAUUAAAUGGCCUUGUCAAUAAAAGAGGCGCAUUCGCAUUUUAGGUGGUCCUUCAUGUGCAUAUAUGAUUUUAUUAUUUGGAAGAAAUUAUGGAGUAUCGACAUUUCUUCCAAAGUGUGCUUCUUCAAGUCAUUUUAGGUGUUUUUUUUUUUUCUGUUCCCUGUUUGAUCUUAUGUUGUGUUAUAUCAUGCGUCGUUUUGAAUAUAUCAGCUUCUUUUUGCUAAA
Messenger RNA from Manihot esculenta (cassava), 1144 nucleotides. RefSeq names its product thiamine pyrophosphokinase 1. The coding region runs from base 301 to 891 and encodes 196 amino acids. Gene Ontology annotation, biological process: thiamine diphosphate biosynthetic process; thiamine metabolic process. NCBI's taxonomy places the organism in Eukaryota, Viridiplantae, Streptophyta, Magnoliopsida, Malpighiales, Euphorbiaceae. Gene Ontology annotation, molecular function: thiamine binding; ATP binding; thiamine diphosphokinase activity. The transcript is spliced from 6 exons. The record is from RefSeq and is a predicted model, not a curated record.